Molecule: messenger RNA, 1781 nt
Organism: Paramuricea clavata
Lineage: Eukaryota; Metazoa; Cnidaria; Anthozoa; Malacalcyonacea; Plexauridae
Source: the annotation of a GenBank genome assembly
AUGGAAACAAACGGUGGAGGCUGGACAGUGUUUCAAAGAAGACAAGACGCAAGUGUGGAUUUUUAUCGACUUUGGCAAGAGUAUAAAGAUGGAUUCGGUGAUUUGAAUGGAAAUUUCUGGAUUGGAUUGGAAAAAAUACAUCGUUUGACAAAAUCUGGUCAAAAUAUUCUUAGAGUCGAUUUGACAGAUUUUGCUAACGACACAGCCUACGCACAGUAUGAGAAUUUUGUUGUGGAUUCUGAAUCUGAAUUCUAUAAACUGAAAGUUGACACCUUUUCAGGUAAAUACGAUCCUCUAAGAAAUAAUUUAAUGCCGCAAUUUAACAAUUAUUGAAAUAAGUAUGCAUGAUAUGGAUCGUUAUAAGCCGAAAAUGGAGGACAGAAUUAUUCUGCAUAUCAUGUUCAAAUUGGAUUUAACAAUUGUUAUGUUAUUUAUUAAUAUAUGUAAAAGUUCACACGUAAAAUUUCUUCCAACUAUAAUGACGAGUCCAUUUGACCAGCCAUUUUCAAAAGGUUCGUGCCCCUUACUUCAAAACAUUUAUGGAAAACAGAAUGGUUUCUAUUUGGCCUGUUAUACAAUACUAUAGUUCCCAGAGAAAAUGUGGCAAAUACGGAAGCCAUGUAGUUUCCCCAUCAUUGUAGAAAGGGCAUGCACUGUCAUAGUGUGCGAUAGAAAAAGCUUUUUCGUAUCCCUAAGUUUUGAUUACAUUUUAGUUAUCCUCAGCCAUUCCUGUAUAUUUUGCGCAUACUAUGCGCAUAUUAUCUGGUAGAUUUUAAAAAGCAUUGCAUCUACCAGUUUUGGAGAGUCCACUAGCUGUCUCAUGUUUUACGCAUCACAUUCAAACCCCACCACCCUCCAAUAAUAAAUUAGCUUCCCACGCCUCUGGAGAAGAGAAUAAAAAACCAUGUGAAAAUAUUAGUAAGCUCAUUCAUUUACCGUUUCGUAACUUUCCUGUUUGCCUUAAAGUCGUUGCGAAAAACGUUUUAAAACAUUCAAACAAUUUUGUUGAAUACCUCCUCGUAAUACAUUUUAUUUUCGCUUUGUUGUUAAUUUGCGUAGAUAAGACAUUGCAUUGCAUUCGGGUUGAGUUGCAUAACAAGAGUUCCAUAAGUUUGUAUUAUACUUUGAUUAUAAUUUAUUACCUUGAUAGAGCUAGACUGCUUUCGUUGAAGAAACUGCAUGUAAGCUAAUAUUUUAGUAAUUCUAAUCAAGACUCUAAACAGGGUCAAUGCUGAGCGUAAAUAUAAUGAAAAAGAAAAUUUGGAUAAAAAUUUUGUAUAAAAUUUCUUUAAAAUGCUCACUUUACAUUUCACGAUGAAAAUUUAAAAGAGAUUUGUGUUUAACCCAUAUCUGUAAAUCAAUAUCAGCCUGCCUUCCGAUCAGCUGAUCAUGCUAUAAAAUUACAUAUAGAUUAAUGUUCUAUAAUUGCACCUAAUGCAUCGAUCCAUGUUUCUCGUAGGAUGGCCAUUUUUCUUAAAGAUACAAAUUACUUUAGUGCGUCAAAUAUAUUUUAAGGUAAUGCUGGUGAUUCGUUAAUUUAUCACAACGGAAUGAAGUUCUCCACCAAAGACCAAGACAACGAUCAUGCGUCAGUUAAUUGUGCUGUGGCGUGCAAAGGUAGUUGGUGGUAUAACAGCUGUAAGUACUCCAACCUCAACGGUCAGUACUUUACGACAGGUGAAGGUGAGACAUCAAACCCGGGGAUAUUAUGGCACUAUUGGAAAAGCGACGGGCGAUAUAUGAAAAAAACAGAGAUGAAAACACGAUCUAAACAAUUUUAG